AUGGUCGCAGAUCUCCCGCUCACCACCAUUCCUCCAUCGAGGCCACACACGCAUACCGUCAUAUUCCUACACGAUAACCGCAUCUUCGCGCGCGACACCGUCAACCAACUACACGAAGCCACUGACCUCUCAUGGCGAUCCAUUAUCCAAAACUUUGCCUCGACAAGGUGGGUAUUCCCCCAAGCGCCCACCGAUGAACCACUCACACCAUCUGUCUUAGGCCAGCCAAGCUGGUGGAGAGGCGACAUGACCGAUGGUGACGAAGAACGGCGGUUGCGAAACAUGCUGCCCGGACUUAGGGAGAGGGUUCGAGAGCUACAAAAGGUUAUACGGAACGAGGUUGUGAUGCUAGGUGGCCGCUGGGAUAGGAUCAUCCUCGGCGGUAUUGGUCACGGUGCAGGCAUGGCGUUGAUGGCGUUGAUGAGUCUGGAAGGCGACUCUUUAAUGGACGUGGAUGGGAACAGACCUCAGCGCCUGGGUAGCUUCGUGGGGAUAUCAGGACAGAUCCCAGUGUCCGACAUACGACUCUCCUCAACACAGCAGCUCUUCAGUCCAAACCGUAUUUCACCGGCGGAAAACGAGGUGUUGAAGAAGACGCCUUUGUUGCUGCAAUACUGUAGCAAUGGUGGGGAACCGUACGUGGAGCAGGGCAGGACAUUCCGAGAGGUGGUUCUCGAGAGCAGCGUGGAGGAUGUUGUUUGGAAGGAGUACGAGGAUGCGUUUCCUUUUUUGAAUUCGCCGAGGGGGGUGGAGGAUAUGAAGGGAUUUUUCAGGGAUAAGAUGAAUAUGAGGCCGAACUGGUGA
Molecule: messenger RNA, 804 nt
Organism: Trichoderma harzianum CBS 226.95
Lineage: Eukaryota; Fungi; Ascomycota; Sordariomycetes; Hypocreales; Hypocreaceae
Exons: 2
Coding region: 1-804 (267 amino acids)
Biological process (GO): protein depalmitoylation
Cellular component (GO): cytoplasm
Molecular function (GO): carboxylic ester hydrolase activity; palmitoyl-(protein) hydrolase activity
Source: RefSeq, a predicted model, not a curated record